AUGUCUGCUGUCAAUCGCGGACUACGACAGGCCUCGAGAACAUUGCGCCUGCCCCAGACCCAGCAACGCCUCGGCCAGCCAUCAUCAGCAGCAGGAGCGUUGCGGCCGUUGAUAGCCAACAGCACCUGCAGCAGAACCGCUGCGACCCCCGCUCUCGCAACACCGCGCAACUCGUCGGCUUUUUCAACAAUGGCUUCGCUCCAGUCUGCUGCCGCCGCGGCCGCCGCGCCCUCGCCCGCCUCGCACCAGGGCUACGACGCCGAGGUCAAGGACAUUGCCGACUAUGUCCACAACAAGAAUAUUGACUCGGACCUUGCCUUCGACACGGCGCGAUGGGUCUUCAUCGACACGCUCGGCUGCGGCCUCGAGGGCCUGCGCUUCAAGGAGUGCACCAAGCUGCUCGGCCCCAUCGUCGACGGCACCGUCGUGCCUAACGGCACCAGGGUCCCCGGCACCCCCUUCCAGCUCGACCCCGUCAACGGCGCCUUCAACAUCGGCGCCAUGAUCCGCUGGCUCGACUACAACGACUGCUGGCUGGCUGCUGAGUGGGGACACCCCAGUGACAACCUCGGCGCCAUCCUCGCCGUCGCCGACUGGGUCACCCGCACCAACAAGGCCGGCGGCAACAUCUUUGGCGGCAAGACCUUCACCGUCCGCGACGUGCUCGAGGCCAUGAUCAAGGCCCACGAGAUCCAGGGCUGCCUCGCCCUCCUCAACUCGUUCAACAAGGCCGGCCUCGACCACGUCGUGCUCGUCAAGGUCGCCAGCGCCGCCGUCGUCAGCAAGCUUCUCGGCCUCUCGGAGAAGCAGACGGCCGACGCCGUCACCCAGGCCUGGGUCGACGGCCAGAGCCUGCGCACCUACCGUCACACCCCCAACACCAUGUCGCGCAAGUCGUGGGCUGCCGGCGAUGCAUGCCAGCGCGCCGUCAACCUGGUCCUCAAGGUUGCCAAGGGUGAGCCCGGUAUCCCCACGGUGCUGUCGGCCCCUGUCUGGGGCUUCUACGAUGUCCUGUUCAAAGGCAAGAAGUUCGAGUUCCAGCGCCCCUAUGGCAGCUACGUUAUGGAGAACGUGCUGUUCAAGGUGUCUUAUCCUGCCGAGUUCCACUCGCAGACGGCCGUCGAGGCUUCGCAGAAGAUCCAUAACCAGCUCAAGUCGAUGGGUAAAUCGGCUGCCGACAUCAAGGGCGUCACAUGCCGGACCCACGAGGCCUGCAUCCGCAUCAUCGACAAGCAGUUCAGGCCCAUGGACAACUUUGCCGACCGCGACCACUGCAUCCAGUACAUGUGCUCCGUCAUGCUCGUCUUUGGCCGCCUGACGGCUGGCGACUACACGGACGGCUCCGAGGCCGCCACGUCGCCCCUCGUCGAGUCGCUACGCCAGAAGAUCAAGUGCGUCGAGGACCCCAAGUUCACCACCGACUACCACGACCCCUCGCUCCGCACCAUCAGCAACGGCCUGACGGUCGAGCUCAACGACGGCACCGUCCUCCCCGAGGUGGUCGUCGAGGCGCCUCUCGGCCAUCGUCUGCGCCGCGACGAGGCCAAGCCCGAGAUCCUCGCCAAGUACAAGCGCCAUCUCGAGCCCCACUAUCCCGCCGACAAGGUGAAGCAGCUGGUGGCGCUGAGCCAGGAGCCCAAGAAGCUCGAGACCAUGUCUGUGGACGAAUAUGUAGAUCUGUAUGUUGUUGAGCGUAGCGAGUUCGUGUAA
This is a messenger RNA of Lasiosphaeria miniovina, 1710 nucleotides long. RefSeq names its product 2-methylcitrate dehydratase. The record is from RefSeq and is a predicted model, not a curated record. NCBI's taxonomy places the organism in Eukaryota, Fungi, Ascomycota, Sordariomycetes, Sordariales, Lasiosphaeriaceae. The transcript is spliced from 3 exons. Bases 1 to 1710 code for a protein of 569 amino acids. Gene Ontology annotation, molecular function: 2-methylcitrate dehydratase activity; 2 iron, 2 sulfur cluster binding. Gene Ontology annotation, cellular component: mitochondrion.